UUACAUUUGAUUGAUGAUAAUUGUUGUUAUUAUUUAUUGAUUGAAUUUCGUUUCACAAUUUGGAUUUCGUUUCGAAUUAUUCUUCAGUUGCUGUUAGUUUAUAUCAAAGACAUGUCCGUUCUAAACAUUUGCGGUGUGUUAGAACGUGUAGGAGAUAAAGAAGGUGCAGUAAAAUUCUUUCAACACCGUGGUAUAAUAAAAAAAGUGCGGCGUUUGUGCAGGAAGAAACAUCUUAUGACUGUUACGUUCAGCGGUAACUACGAUCGGUGCAUAUGCAGUAAACGUUCUUGUAGGGAAGAGAAGGGACUAAGGAUCGGUACAUGGUUGGAUGGUACCAUACUAUCAUUAAAGACCAUCGCUCUUUUCAUAUAUGCCUGGUCUCAGGAGUAUUCCUUGUGCAAAUUUUUAGAACGAGAGCUGGCUAUGAGUAGGGAGGCUAUGAGCGAUUGGAGGAAUUAUUUAAGGGAAGUUUGUGCGAACUCAUUGCUCCGAGAUAAAAGGAAGAUCGGAGGAACCGGCAUGACUGUGGAGAUAGACAAGUACGAGUUCAUGUGGAGUUCUAGAUAUAAAAAUGUCGACUCGAAGAUAUUGCUGAUUUCGAUACAAAAUUAUGAAAAAUAUUAUACACUUUUAUUUACAUAUAUGUUUCAUAAAUAAAUUUUAUGAUUUUCACUUUUUUGGGAUUAUGUAUGUAGAAUUUUUUUGAAAAUAUUAAUUUUUUUUGCGUUUUCCGCCUUAAUUUUAAUUGUUUUUAUUCUAAAACACUGUAUUUCGUUAUAAUAAUUAUUAUUAUUAUUUUAUUAUUAUUAUUAUUAUUAUUAUUAUUAUUAUUAUUAUUAUUAUUAUUAUUAUUAUUAUUAUUUUGGUGGUGGUGAUAUAACGAAGAACACCCAAAUAAUGAAAGUUAAAGAUAUUCUGACCUAUAAAUGUUCUUUAAAAUUUGAAUAUCAGAAUCGAUCGUAUUGUUUUUAUUUGUUGUGCAUUACGUAAACAUACGGUGGACAAAAACUUUGUACACUAAUAAAUUAUAUAAGUGAUUCAUUUCACGUGAUUAUGAAAAAAUACGUUUUGUACUAUUAAACUUGACUGGGUGACCUUGUAUAUUCAGACGAGUUAUUUCACAAUAAUUCCAUUCAUGAUUAUUCUUCGAACCAAGAGUAAAAUAAAUAAAUUUUUGCGACACAAUUAAAUCAAUCAAAUGAUGUAAUUUCAGAAUGAAAUGAAACCCUAUGAAUGAAUCAUAUAUUUUACGAGUAGAAACAAUAAUUAGUUCUAAUAUACGAAGAUGUUAGUCGAAAACUUUUGGUUUCAUUCUACGCAGAAUUUAUUACUAUUUAACUCUUAUAAUAACCACUUUAUUGAUAAAUGGGUUGGUUUAGAUGAUAUUACAGAAAACCUGAACUUAAAACGACAAUUUCACAAAAAUAUGGAAAACUGAUCUAAAACUUUUAUAAUAACCAUAUUUUUGAUAUUGUGCGUUAUUUAAAAGAUAUUACCAUAAAACCGCAAAAAUACUUCUUUUGGGGGUACAUUUUCCCUCACCACUUUGGCACAGUUCCAGCGAGUGAGAAGCUGGGUAGUCAUGUUGGGAUAAAAAUUAAGCCAUUAAAAUAAUAAAACCUUUUAUAGCAAUUAUUUCCGAUUUGAAGUAUAAUUCUACUGGACUAUAUACAAAAAAAGAUCUUAUUGAAUGAAAUUGUAAGACAUAUUUAAUCUAUGAGAUCAAUUUUUUGAUAAAUAAAUGUCUUUAGAGGAAGAACCAAUAAGCUACGAGAAUACUUUCUAUUCUUGUUAUUCAAUAAGGUGUUUUUGAAUAUCACAAGCAGGUGAUAGGUACUUUGUAACAACAACUGUAGUAAUUGAUUCUGCAAUCUAAUUUUUUGUUCGAUGAAGAAAUGUCUGAUGAUGAUUCGAAAGAAGAAUCAAUGAACGUGACUCUUUUCUCAUUGAAUAAAUUGUAGAUAAGUGCUAAAGCAAUUACAAAGAAUAUGUAAUUAAGUCAUAUUAAUCGAUAUUAUCUAAUUAAUAUCAUUGUAAAAUCAAAAUUUCUAUUCUGAUAUUUAUAAAUUAUCCCAAAACCCUAUUAAAUUAUUAAUUAAUCUACGUUUUUUAUCAAGUGAUAAUUAAAUAUUAAUCAGGAAUUGUCUGAUUCAUACCAAUAAAGUUAUAUAAAUCUUCGAUGACCCUGAGUAUAAAAAAAACAACGCUAGGUAUUACUAACUUGGCUACUGUUAAUGAUUAUCCCAACUUUAUAUACCGUAUAAACAACCAGCGGUAGGAUAAA
Diorhabda sublineata is the source of this 2284-nucleotide messenger RNA. RefSeq lists its product as uncharacterized. Lineage: Eukaryota; Metazoa; Arthropoda; Insecta; Coleoptera; Chrysomelidae. The record is from RefSeq and is a predicted model, not a curated record. The transcript is spliced from 2 exons. Bases 112 to 657 code for a protein of 181 amino acids.